Messenger RNA from Thalassophryne amazonica, 934 nucleotides. RefSeq names its product zinc finger, AN1-type domain 1 (gene zfand1). Gene Ontology annotation, biological process: cytoplasmic stress granule disassembly. Bases 45 to 854 code for a protein of 269 amino acids. Gene Ontology annotation, molecular function: zinc ion binding. The transcript has 8 exons. Gene Ontology annotation, cellular component: cytoplasmic stress granule; cytoplasm. Lineage: Eukaryota; Metazoa; Chordata; Actinopteri; Batrachoidiformes; Batrachoididae. The record is from RefSeq and is a predicted model, not a curated record.
UACGCGUGUCGAGGUCAAAGUUGGUGUUGACAUUCUGUGCUAAAAUGGCUGAAUUAGACAUUGGGAAGCAUUGUCAACUCGACUCUUGUCAUCAGAAUGAUUUCCUUCCAUUUACCUGUGAUGUAUGUGGUGGUAUUUUCUGCAUUGAUCACAGAAGCAGAGAGGCCCACUCAUGUUCACAGGUGAUUGUGAAAAGAGAAUUCUGCACAUCGGGUGGCAGCACGAGUUAUCCGUGCUCAUUUCCAGAUUGCAAAGGGAAAGAAUUGCUGCCUGUGAUUUGUCCACAGUGUGGAAAACAUUUCUGUUUGGCCCAUCGAUAUCACGAAGAUCACAAAUGUGAGAAAUUUGAGAACCCAAAGCCUCGAAUGUCAGCCACCAAAGAGCUAGUGCAAAAGAUAAUGGAGUCAAAGGAGGGAUCCAAAAAUAAAGGACGAAGAGGAGCAAAGAACAGUGCAACUGCAGCUAAGGUAGCAUUGAUGAAACUGAAAAUGCAUGCUGCUGGAGACAAGGGACUACCACAGACAGAGAGAACUUAUCUUCAGGUUUACCUUCCUAAGGAAUCUAAAUCCUCAAGCCAGCCGAUGUUCUUCUGUUCCAAAUGGAGUGUGGGGAAAGUGGUGGAUUACGCUGCCUCCCAAGCAGGCCUCAAGAACAACAAUAAUGUACUGACUGCAAAGAAGCUGCGGCUGUGCCAUCCUCAGAUGGGUGAGGCGAUGCAGAUGGAUGCCACUUUGCUGUCACUGUUGGCUCACCCAGAAACGCCACUCUAUAAUGGUGGUAAUGUCAUCCUGGAAUACCUGGACAAUGAAUCCACAGGCCUGAAGGAUGUUUCUGAAUAUAUUACACAGAUGUGAUGAAGCCAAACUAACCCCUGUGUGGCUGGUUUCUGUAUAUAAUUUUUAUUUUAAUACAUACAUUUGUUUUACAUGUUGAA